AUGACGUGGGAGUUGACAAGGCGUCGUAUGAUGCGCAACAUCAACGAGCGCUUCAUCUUUGGUCGUAUUCCCCUCCUGCACGCCAUAGUACUAUUCAUCGAGAUGGCCCUCGCCGCCCGUUUGUCGACCAAGUUCAACGCCUACUACGACGAACGUCCCAUCAUGACCAUGAUGGUUACCAACGCUCUCCUGGGAGGCAUAGCCGACACGGUGGCCCAGACCAUCUCGGCCUUCCGCGUGCGCACCUCAUCCCUCAAGGACGGCAGCCUGGCCAAGCGCGGUGACGACAUCUCCAUCGAAAUCGCCGACCUCGAUCGCAAGACCGCCACGAGCGAAUACCUAAGCUCCUACCUCAACCGCCCGCCUCCCUUUGACUUUGAGCGCCUCACCCGCUUCAUGACCUACGGCUUCUGCAUGGCUCCUAUCCAGUUCAAGUGGUUCGGCUUCCUCGAGCGCAUCUUCCCCAUCACAAAGACGAGCGCCCUCGGUCCCGCCAUCAAGCGUGUCACCUUUGACCAGUUCAUCUUUGCCCCCUGCAGUCUCGCCUUCUUCUUCACUGUCAUGACCGUCGCCGAAGGCGGCGGCCGCAGGGCUGUGGCAAACAAGUUGCGCGACAUGUAUGUCCCGACUCUCAAGGCCAACUAUAUUGUCUGGCCCGCCGUGCAGAUUGUCAACUUUCGUCUCAUCCCUAUUCCUCUGCAGCUGCCCUUCGUCUCCACCAUCGGUAUCGCAUGGACCGCCUACCUGUCCCUAGCCACUUCGUCCGAUUAA
Messenger RNA from Geosmithia morbida, 771 nucleotides. Its product is annotated as Mpv17 / PMP22 family. The record is from RefSeq and is a predicted model, not a curated record. Bases 1 to 771 code for a protein of 256 amino acids. Gene Ontology annotation, cellular component: membrane; cytoplasm. NCBI's taxonomy places the organism in Eukaryota, Fungi, Ascomycota, Sordariomycetes, Hypocreales, Bionectriaceae. The transcript has 3 exons.